AAAACAACACCAUCAGUGAUUGGGGACGAAACUCCUCUCCGUUUAGGCAGUGAAAACCCUGAGUUUCGUCUUCUCCGUUCGUCUUCUUUGCCGAAAGCAGCAAUUUUGCUUUUAUACUGCCACAGAAAGAGACAGUUUUAAGAAAACAAGUUUCUGUAUAAGUUUCCCACCUUGAGCUUCCCAUAGUAAAGCCAAAAUGGCUAAGCGAGAGCUUUCCAGCAAUCUGAGAAAUUUGAAGUUCAUGCAAAGGGCAGCUCAGAGAGAGGAGAUGGCAAAGAAAGAAGAAGUCAAACCUGAUGUAACUUUUUCCUCCCCUUCUACCACAUCUAGGAAGUGUGUGGUAAUAAUGGAAGGUGACCCCCAUCCUGGAGCAAUUAAAGGUCGGAUGUCGUUUCAAAGUUUCAAUCCAACCAUCGAUAAACUGAAUGAAGAAGCAGGAAGCCCCUGUCAGCCAACAGCUUCUGCCACUUGUUCUGAUCUUCAAAGUGGAAAAUCAUCUUUAAGAGAAAAUGGGUCCUCAAUGGAUGAAGCAGAGUGCUCAAAUAUGGAUAAAUUAGAUUGGGAGGCUAAUGGAGACCACAAAAGAAAACAAUCUGAAGUAAUGCCUGAAUCUCAAUACCCAAGGAAAUCACCCAAAACUGAUCAAGGUGAUCAGCGGUCAUCACCAAAUACGAGUAAAGGCUCUUUCAAGAAACCAAAGGGUGGAAAGCUGGAUUGGAGUGUUCUUAGACGAUCAAAGAGUUAAAAACAAAAGAGUAAGAAUAGUUAGGUGAUUACAUUUGUGGCUGAAUACUAUUUCUUUAUUGUCGCAUUCAAGUCCUAUGUUUUGUAUCUGUAACCUGCUUGCUAAUUAUCAAUGCCCAGUUCUUAGAAUCAGCCAUUUGAAUUUGUUUUAAAUUUUAAAACUUGAAUUAGUAUAACCCCCUCUCUUACCUCUCAUACCAUUACUUUCUUGUCCAGGAUUUUAAUACGACAUCUAGUUUUCAAUAUGUUAUUAAUUUAUGCUUUUUUUCAUUAA
Molecule: messenger RNA, 1018 nt
Organism: Ziziphus jujuba (common jujube)
Lineage: Eukaryota; Viridiplantae; Streptophyta; Magnoliopsida; Rosales; Rhamnaceae
Exons: 5
Coding region: 197-745 (182 amino acids)
Biological process (GO): maturation of 5.8S rRNA
Source: RefSeq, a predicted model, not a curated record